Sapajus apella (tufted capuchin) is the source of this 5657-nucleotide messenger RNA. It is a transcript of the gene TBC1D8B, whose product is annotated as TBC1 domain family member 8B. The transcript is spliced from 21 exons. The record is from RefSeq and is a predicted model, not a curated record. Bases 166 to 3555 code for a protein of 1129 amino acids. Lineage: Eukaryota; Metazoa; Chordata; Mammalia; Primates; Cebidae. Gene Ontology annotation, molecular function: calcium ion binding.
ACGUGGGAGAGAAGGGAGGGUUGGGGGAAGUGUGGAAAACCUGAACCCGGGCUGCUGUCGCCUGAGGAAGAUUUGGUGGGAGGAGAAAUAGAGGGGAAGAGACAGGUUGAGGGUGAGGUGAGGAGGACAUCUAGGUCGCUCCUCCCGGGGGUCACAAAGUUCGCGAUGUGGCUGAAGCCUGAGGAAGUGCUUCUGAAAAAUGCGCUGAAGCUGUGGCUGAUGGAAAGGUCCAACGACUACUUCGUGCUGCAGCGGCGUCGGGGCUACGGGGAGGAAGGCGGAGGGGGGCUCACAGGGCUUCUGGUUGGGACUCUUGAUUCAGUCUUAGACUCUACUGCUAAAGUAGCUCCAUUUCGCAUCCUACACCAGACCCCAGAUUCUCAAGUUUACUUGUCAAUUGCAUGUGGAGCCAACAGAGAAGAAAUAACCAAGCAUUGGGAUUGGUUGGAACAAAAUAUCAUGAAGACCUUAUCUGUAUUUGAUUCAAAUGAAGAUAUUACUAAUUUUGUACAAGGAAAAAUAAGAGGAUUAAUUGUUGAAGAGGGAAAACAUUGUUUUGCAAAAGAAGAUGAUCCUGAGAAAUUUCGAGAAGCCCUUUUGAAAUUUGAAAAAUGUUUUGGUUUACCAGAGCAGGAGAAGUUAGUGACCUAUUAUUCAUGCAGUUAUUGGAAAGGACGGGUUCCUUGUCAGGGUUGGCUUUACCUUAGCACCAACUUUCUGAGCUUCUAUUCUUUUUUGUUGGGAUCAGAAAUAAAACUCAUUAUCUCCUGGGAUGAAGUCUCAAAACUUGAAAAGACUUCAAAUGUCAUACUGACAGAGAGUAUUCAUGUGUGUUCCCAAGGAGAGAAUCACUACUUUUCAAUGUUUUUGCAUAUUAACCAAACAUACCUUCUUAUGGAACAGCUGGCAAACUAUGCCAUUAGAAGACUUUUUGAUAAGGAAACAUUUGAUAAUGACCCAGUCCUUUAUAAUCCUCUACAAAUCACCAAAAGAGGUCUAGAAAAUCGAGCCCACAGUGAGCAAUUUAAUGCCUUUUUUAGGCUGCCCAAAGGAGAGAGUUUGAAAGAAGUACAUGAAUGUUUCUUAUGGGUACCAUUCAGCCACUUCAAUACUCAUGGGAAAAUGUGCAUCUCAGAAAAUUAUAUCUGCUUUGCUAGCCAAGAUGGCAAUCACUGUAGUGUAAUCAUUCCACUACGAGAGGUCUUAGCUAUAGAUAAGACAAAUGAUUCCAGCAAAUCUGUCAUCAUUAGCAUCAAAGGAAAAACAGCUUUUCGCUUCCAUGAAGUUAAAGAUUUUGAGCAACUGGUGGCAAAACUCGGACUCAGAUGUGGGGCAGCUUCAACUCAAUAUCAUGAUAUUAGCCCAGAGCUUCCUAUUUGUUCUGAGUCUACAGAUCCAUCUAAUAAUAUUGAGGUGCAAUCUUUGACAAGUCAGAAAGAAUGCAGUAAAACUGUGAGCACUGAAGCCUUGAUGACAGUAUUUCACCCUCAGAAUUUGGAGACUCUUAAUUCUACAAUGUUGAAAGAAAAAAUGAAGGAACAGUCAUGGAAAAUACUAUUUGCAGAAUGUGGACGUGGUGUUAGUAUGUUUCGAACUAAAAAGACUCGAGAUCUUGUUGUAAGAGGGAUUCCAGAAACCUUAAGAGGAGAACUCUGGAUGCUUUUUUCAGGUGCUGUUAAUGACAUGGCUACUAAUCCUGGCUAUUAUGCUGAAGUUGUUGAGCAGUCCUUAGGGACCAGCAACUUGGCUACUGAAGAAAUUGAACGUGAUUUGCGUCGCUCUCUGCCUGAGCACCCUGCCUUUCAGAGUGACACUGGCAUAUCUGCUCUGAGAAGGGUACUCACUGCUUAUGCAUACAGGAAUCCCAAAAUUGGAUACUGCCAGGCAAUGAAUAUUUUGACUUCAGUGCUGCUUCUAUAUGCAAAAGAGGAAGAAGCUUUUUGGCUUCUGGUUGCUGUAUGUGAACGAAUGUUGCCUGAUUAUUUUAAUCGUCGAAUUAUUGGUGCCUUGGUUGAUCAGGCAGUCUUUGAAGAACUUAUCAGGGAUCACCUUCCUCAGCUGACAGAACACAUGACUGAUAUGACAUUCUUUUCCUCAGUUUCUCUCUCAUGGUUUCUCACACUUUUUAUUAGUGUGCUACCUAUUGAAAGUGCAGUGAAUGUGGUCGACUGUUUCUUCUAUGAUGGAAUAAAGGCUAUUUUGCAACUGGGAUUGGCAAUACUUGACUAUAAUUUAGACAAACUGCUGACUUGUAAAGAUGAUGCUGAAGCUGUGACAGCAUUAAACAGGUUCUUUGACAAUGUCACCAAUAAGGAUAGUCCAUUGCCUUCAAAUGUUCAGCAAGGUUCAAAUGUGAGUGAUGAAAAAACCAGUCAUACUAGAGUGGAUAUUACAGAUUUGAUUAGAGAGUCAAAUGAGAAAUAUGGUAAUAUUCGCUAUGAAGAUAUACACAGUAUGCGCUGUCGAAAUAGGUUGUAUGUGAUACAGACCCUAGAGGAAACAACAAAACAGAAUGUGUUGCGUGUUGUAUCACAAGAUGUGAAUUUGAGCCUUCAUGAAUUGGAUGAACUUUAUGUCAUCUUUAAGAAAGAACUGUUUUUAUCUUGUUAUUGGUGUUUGGGUUGUCCAGUAUUGAAGCAUCAUGACCCCAGUCUGCCAUAUUUGGAACAGUAUCAGAUUGACUGCCAGCAGUUCAGAGCGUUGUAUCAUUUGUUGAGUCCCUGGGCUCAUUCUGCAAAUAGAGACUCACUAGCUUUAUGGACAUUCAGAUUGUUGGAUGAAAACUCUGAUUGCCUUAUAAACUUCAAAGAAUUCUCCUCUGCAAUUGACAUAAUGUACAAUGGAAGUUUUACUGAGAAGAUUAAGCUGCUUUUUAAGAUACAUAUUCCUCCAGCUUAUACUGAAGUGAAAUCUAAGGAUGCUUCAAAAGGAGAUGAACUUUCCAAGGAAGAAUUACUUUAUUUCAGUCAGCUCCAUGUUAUGUCUUCUCUUCUAGUUUCCAAGCCUGCAAAUGAGAAGGAAGCAGAAUCAGCAAAACAUAGCCCUGAAAAAGGCAAAGGGAAAAUUGAUAUUCAAGCAUAUCUAAGUAAAUGGCAAGAUGAGCUUUUCAAAAAAGAAGAAAACAUUAAGGAUUUACCAAGAAUGAAUCAGUCUCAAUUUAUUCAGUUUUCAAAGACCCUCUAUAACUUAUUUCAUGAGGACCCUGAAGAAGAAUCAUUGUAUCAAGCCAUUGCUGUUGUAACCAGCCUUUUACUCAGGAUGGAAGAAGUUGGAAGGAAACUACAUAGUCCUACAUCAUCAGCCAAAGGAUUCUCUGGUACUGUCUGUGCUUCUGGAAGACCCAGUGAGGAAAAAACAGGGACCCACUUGGAGAAAGAUCCUUCUUCUCUUAGGGAGGAACCUCAGUGGUCAUUUGCAUUUGAACAGAUUCUUGCAUCGCUGUUGAAUGAACCAGCAUUGGUGAGGUUUUUUGAGAAACCCAUAGAUGUAAAAGCCAUGCUGGAAAAUGCAAAAACUUCUCAGUUAAGGUCUAGAACCAAGAUGCAAAUCCCUUAGGAAUUACCUAUCAUAGACAAGUUUACUAAGAUUCCUAUAGCUGUCAGCUUGAUUCCAGUGAGUAGGGUUCAGGGAUUUAUCUUGUUACCAAUGUGACUGAAGGCCAAAUAUAUAUAUCCAGAAGCACAAUGCAUCAUUCCUUUGUUGUUAUCUCAAAUUUUGAUAUUUGAGAUAACAACAAAUAUAAAUAUACUUUUUUAUAUUUCACAAUAUAUGCAAUAUCAGGGGAAUAUGCUAAAUGUUACCACCAGAGGGCAUAAGCAUAUCACUUUUAGUAAGGAAAUUACUAGCUUAUGUUGCUAUUUACAUAUGAAUUACUGAUGAUUUUGAAAAGAUGGUGUUAUGCUUGGGUGUUAGUGAGGCUGAUAUGUCAAUCAGUAAACCCUACUUUCCAAAUUAUCUAGAAGAUUACCAUUUGGGCCCUUGUUUUCAAGUUAUCUCACUGAAAUAUUAUUAACCUUUUAAAAUUAAUCUCAUUCGGUCUUCUAGUAAUAAAUGAUUUUUUAAGUACCUUCUACAGCCUUCCUACCUGAGGGUUUCAGAGGCUGCUGACUCACACUGCUAACUCUGUUACUGAUAAAAGCAAAUCAAUGACUCUAAACUCUGGGCUGAUAUAAAGGAAAAAAAAUAUUGGAUUUGGAUUUAAGCUGGAUAAAACCAGCCUUUUAAAAAACAGUUCAAUUAACUAUUAUAGGUCUUUCAUUAGACGGAUAAAUCACUAGAAAUUCUGGGCACUGCUGUUUGUGGCAUUCGUCUCAGAGUAGCUUAUGACUGCUUUGGUUCUAGCUUUAGAUUUUGGAUUCUCACCAGUCAUGUGUUAAUUUACAUUAGACAGUAAAGAAUGGUUACACUAAGACUGAAUUAUCAUAUUCAUCUGGCAAGCACAUAAAGUAUACUUGUAUGUAAUGAUUGCAAGGUAACAGAAUUGCUGACAUCUGUCUAAAAAGUUUUGACUAUCCAAUUUAGAGAUGGAAUUUCUAUAUACUUAAUGCUGCUUAUAUUUCAAUCAUUACACAGUCCAUUUAGAGAUGAUGGGUUUUGUUAGCACUUAAAUAAGCAAACUAUACUUGCCCACUGUUCUGUGCUAUUCCUGCCAAAAGCAAUUUAUUAAUCAAUUGACUUAGGAUAUUGGGGGAGAAAUCAUUCAUUGGAGCUUCUUUCUUUACAAAAGACUUCGGUUAUAAACCCUUUGACUUUUCUAGAUGCGAAACCAUGAAAGAGCAGACUUCCUUCAGAGUGACUCAAGAGGUCUCCCUUUCUUGGAGGAAAUUGGCAUAGUCAGCCUUUGGCAAGAAUCCACCGUGAACAAAGCUUAACACAUGUGGCUUCCUCGCCCAUAGAAUGUUAUUUUCAAAGAAGUUCAAGAAUUUUCAAGUUGAACCUUUGAAAAUUUCAUAAAUUGGGUUUAGCUAAUAAACACUUACUAGUAGUGUCUUUAAAAUGAUUUCAUCAACCUUGUCUUCUCAAGGAAACUACCACUUAAAGAGAUAGUUGAUAAACAUCUAUGCCUUUUCUCAGAAAUUAUUUACUGAACUAUGUCCAUAUUUUAGAGCUUAAUUAAUAGUUUAUAUGAAAACUAUCAUAUGUCUGCUAUUAUGCAAUGAUUCUUAAAUUAUACCGAAAUAGCUCUAGAAAGACACAUGGUUACAAAGGCACUAUUGUACACAUUUUGUUGAAUAUUUUGGCAGUUGUAUUUACAAAGAAGGGUACUUUCUUAAGAGCAUAUAUAUUAUUAACAUUUGAUAUGAUUUUAAAGUCAGAAUGGUACAGAUUACUAAGCAUUGUAUUUUAGCCUAGAUUAAUUAAAAUUGAAUACACAAAGAGAUUUUUGAGUUGCAAAAAUAUUAUAAAUGAAAAGCAAAAAGAAAACAUUUAUUUUCUGAGUCUGCAGGAGAAACAAACUAAACAUUAUAGUUUUAUAGCCACUAUCUUGUUAACCAAACAGGUUGUUCUUAAUAUUAAAAAUCUUAUGUGGUUGUGUUAAACUGAACCAGUUCAUUAUACCUUUUGCAUUAAAUGAAAUAUGUUAUAAGGUGGCUUUACUUGUCUUUAUAAAAAUAAAUAUUAUAUCUACUAAACAUGAAAAAUGGUUGACUUAAAAA